AUGUUAUCAUUUAGAACGUUAGAUACACAUUCAAAAUUUGUCCACGCAUCGUUACGGAAAUUCCCAUUAACUACACUUGAUCAUGUUAAUGAAUGGUUCCAGAUUUGUGAAAAUUAUUUGGACAAUAUCUGGAAUAAUACCGUUAUAAAAACUUCGGCAAUGCUAUGUGAUGCUAUAGAUACGUUAUUAUCGUUAACUACGGCUGAAAUUGGUGAACUUGAAACAUUACAUAUAGUUAAUCAUUGGUUAGUUUUGCAUUUAAGUGAUUUACUAAAAAUAGUCAUCGACGAAGAACAGCAGAAUGAACGUCAAAUACAUCCACUGGGUUUUAUUCGAAUCGUACUAUUAUCAACAAAACAUUUCAAAUGUCGAUUACAUUAUCGGAAAAAUAAUGCUGCGUUCAAGGAAGAUAUUCAUAAUCACAAGUGUAAUUUUUCUGCAAUCAUGAUCCAUGGAGGUUAUUGCCACGAAAUAUUUCAUGUCAAAUUCAAUAACAAAAAUCUCCAGUACUUAAAUUCGUCGGGUGAAAGCGGCAAGAAUCAAGACUUAUUAGAGUGCUAUCGAUUUCGAAACACUGGACAAAUGAACGAACAAGAGCAUACAGGUACAGCACUAAGUUCGAAAAUACAGAGCUACGAUCUGAUCAAUGAUGAUUGCACCUCAUAUGCUCUUCCAUCACACAUCUAUCAUCGUGUUGCAAAUCCUUCACCAUGUUUAAUUACAUUGACAUUACGCGGUACUGUUAGGAAUAAAGAAGAUUGUGUAUUCUUAUGUGAUAGAGUUCAAGAAACUAAAAGUGAAAUGGAAACAAAAAGCUUGGAUAAAAAUGAGGUUAACUCUCUUUUUCAGGAGAUCCUUGUAAUGCUAUCUUCAGCAGAAAAAAAUCAACUUUAG
This is a messenger RNA of Didymodactylos carnosus, 894 nucleotides long. The record is from the annotation of a GenBank genome assembly. Lineage: Eukaryota; Metazoa; Rotifera; Eurotatoria; Philodinida; Philodinidae.